Molecule: messenger RNA, 1516 nt
Organism: Podarcis raffonei (Aeolian wall lizard)
Lineage: Eukaryota; Metazoa; Chordata; Lepidosauria; Squamata; Lacertidae
Gene: SCAMP2
Product: secretory carrier membrane protein 2
Exons: 10
Coding region: 150-1268 (372 amino acids)
Biological process (GO): protein transport
Cellular component (GO): trans-Golgi network membrane; recycling endosome membrane
Source: RefSeq, a predicted model, not a curated record
CUGCGCAGGCGCGCAAGCGAAGAGGAGGCGGAGGAGCGGGGAGGAGACCCCUGGUCCCGGAAGUGUGCCGUUUCCAGGGAGCGGACCGGGUUGAGAACCGGUGCGGCGGAGCUGAGUCUCGGAGAGCGGCGGCGGCGGCGGCAGCAGCCAUGUCGGCCUUCGACACCAACCCCUUCGCCGACCCCGUCGACGUCAACCCCUUCCAGGAUCCUUCAGUCACGCAACUGGCGCAUGCUAACCAGGGUGGCCUGGAUGAAUUCAACCCCUUCUCUGAGAGCUCCCGGCUGACGAAUGUGGCUCAGACAGUUCCAGCUGCUCAGCCCACUGGGCCUUCGCAACCUGCUGUGCUGCAGCCUUCGGUGGAACCCAGCCCACAGCUGCUGCUUAGACAGGCCAGCAAGUACCUGACUCCUAAGUUCAUCUCGGCAAGCUCAGAAGGCUCAGAGAGGCAGAGGUUGCUUGGAGAAGACGGCAGCUCUCAGGGUAAACAUCAGGCUGUGGCCUCAGCAGCUCAGGCUGGGCUCCUUCAACAGCAGGAGGAGCUGGAGAGGAAAGCAGCAGAGUUGGACAGGAAGGAGCGUGAGCUGCAGAACAGUGCAGCAGGAUUCAAUCCGAAACAGAACAACUGGCCUCCACUUCCCAAAAGCUGCCCUGUCAAGCCAUGUUUCUACCAAGACUUCUCUGCAGAUAUCCCAGCCGACUACCAGCGGACUUGCAAGAUGCUAUAUUACCUGUGGAUGUUCCACUCAGUUACACUGCUGCUGAACCUGCUGGCCUGCCUGGCAUGGUUCACAGACAGAAGCGAAAGAGGGGUAGACUUCGGCCUUUCCAUCCUGUGGUUUGUCAUAUUCACCCCCUGUGCUUUCCUCUGUUGGUAUCGGCCAGCCUACAAGGCUUUCAGGUCUGACAGUUCCUUCAGUUUCUUUGUCUUCUUCUUCGUAUUUUUUUGCCAGAUUGCCAUCUACAUCAUCCAGACCGUUGGCAUUCCUAACUGGGGCGUCAGCGGCUGGAUUGCAGCUCUCUCGGAGACUGGGCAUAACUUGGCAGUGGCAAUCAUCAUGCUGGUGGUGGCUGUGUUCUUCACCGUCUGUUCCGUUCUCUCUCUCUUCCUCUUGAAGCAGGUCCACUCUCAGUAUCGCCGGACGGGCGCCAGCUUCCAGAGGGCCCAGGAGGAGUUCUCGCAAGGCAUCCUCACCAACCGGACCGUCCAGAAUGCUGCUGCCGGGGCCGCCUCAACUGCUGCCCAGAGCGCUUUCCGGGGGAACUGAAGCCCCCCAGACAGGGCCAGCGUCUUGCUCUCUUCCACACUUGCUCUCACCACUCUCUGGUCUUCCACAGUUCAGGAGGCUCUCUCCAUGGGUACCAGUCUUGGCACCAAGAUACUUGCUGGAAGAGGCGUAUCUUGAGCUUUGUCCUGCCUGCCACUGUGUCUCUUUGGUGGGAAGGGCCAGGGCAGUGUAUGGUGUUCUCUUCCCCACCCCCAAUCUCAUAAAUCAAAUAUAUUUCCCCAUUUAGA